AUGACAACAAUAAGAAAGUUCAAAUGUAGAGAUAUAUUAGAGUAUUCAAACGUUAAUCUUGACUACUACACAGAAACUUUUCAUUUUCCUUUUUACUUUGAAUAUCUAUCUAAAUGGCCAGAGAUGUGUUUUAUUGCAAAAGACUGUAAUGGGAGAGUAGAAGGAUAUCAUUUUGGAAAAAUAGAAGGAGAAGGAGAGAAGUAUCAUGGACAUCUCACAGCCAUUACUAUUGCAAGAGAGUUUAGAAGAAUUGGACUAAGUAAUCAAUUGAUGUUUUGGUUAAAACAAAUCAGUGAAGAGGCAAAUUGUUAUUAUGUUGAUUUAUUUGUUAGAAAAAGUAAUGAAACAGCUAUUGGAAUGUAUCACAGACUAGGUUAUUCUGUGUAUAGAGAAAUCUUAGAAUAUUAUAGUAGUAAUAAUGAAAGUGCCUAUGAUAUGAGAACUCCUUUACCUCGUGAUGUAGACAAAAAAUCAAUUAUUCCAUUACCUAAACCAAUUUAUGCUGAUGAAGCAGAUGACCUUUAA
Molecule: messenger RNA, 525 nt
Organism: Entamoeba dispar SAW760
Lineage: Eukaryota; Evosea; Mastigamoebida; Endamoebidae
Product: N-acetyltransferase, putative
Exons: 2
Coding region: 1-525 (174 amino acids)
Biological process (GO): N-terminal peptidyl-methionine acetylation
Cellular component (GO): NatB complex
Molecular function (GO): protein-N-terminal amino-acid acetyltransferase activity
Source: RefSeq, a predicted model, not a curated record